This is a messenger RNA of Musa acuminata AAA Group (dessert banana), 1158 nucleotides long. Its product is annotated as ras-related protein RABA1f. Bases 239 to 895 code for a protein of 218 amino acids. Lineage: Eukaryota; Viridiplantae; Streptophyta; Magnoliopsida; Zingiberales; Musaceae. The record is from RefSeq and is a predicted model, not a curated record. Gene Ontology annotation, molecular function: GTP binding; GTPase activity. Gene Ontology annotation, cellular component: endosome. The transcript is spliced from 2 exons. Gene Ontology annotation, biological process: vesicle-mediated transport.
ACGGAUUCCCACGGCCGCUGCCAAUCGUGAAGAGACUUCGUCCGCCUCGUUCCAUAUUCCACCGAGACAACGCCUCCGUCGUCGAGCUUGGCAAUUCGUCGGUCCAUCUUCCUCCUCAUUCUUCCUCUCUUUCUCUAUCUCUUUCCUUCUCUCCUUUGGAUAUAAACACAACUCCCAAAAAGAGCCUAAAAGAGAGAGAAGAGAGCAGAGCAGAGCAGAGGCGCGUUGGAGGAGAAGAAUGGCGUACAUGGCGGACGAGGACUACGACUACUUGUUCAAGGUGGUGUUGAUAGGGGAUUCCGGGGUGGGGAAGACCAACCUGCUAUCCCGCUUCGCCCGCAACGAGUUCAGCUUGGAGUCCAAGUCCACCGUCGGCGUCGAGUUCGCCACCCGCACCAUCCAUGUCGACAACAAGCUCAUCAAGGCCCAGAUCUGGGACACCGCCGGCCAAGAAAGAUAUCGAGCAAUCACUAAUGCAUAUUAUAGAGGAUCUGCUGCUGCGCUCGUCGUCUACGAUGUGACUCGCCAUGUCACCUUCGAGAACGCGGAGAGGUGGCUGCGGGAACUGCGGAAUCACACGGAUGCAAACCUCGUCGUCAUGCUUGUGGGCAACAAAGCAGACUUGGGUCACAUCAGGGCGGUCUCGGUGGAGGAGGCACAGGCCUUCGUUCAAAGGGAGAGGCUCUUCUUCAUGGAGACAUCUGCCCUCGACUCGACCAACGUGGAGAAUGCCUUCACCCGAGUGCUGACGCAGAUCCACCACGUAGUCAGCAACAAGAAGGUGCUUGGUGUGGGUGCUGAUCCUGCAGCUUUGCCUGGAGGACAGACCAUAAAACUCAACACCGAGGAUGAUGAUGAUGAUGUGCGAGCUGUCAAGAAAACCGGUUGUUGCUAAGAUUAGCUGCCACUCGUUCAUCUCUACGAUCUUUAAUUUUCGUGUGGCAUUUCUUCUGUAAAGCUUGAGGAAGGCCCUUCAUGGAGAUAAGGCUCAAGAACACUGGUUACCAUGGAGGUUUUGUAGGUUGUAGGAAAGCACGGUCUUUUUUUCUUAUUCUUUAUUGAAAGCAUAGUUCUCUUGCAUCUGUUUGUUUCCAUGGAUUGUGUAUCAUCAACUGAUAUAACUGUUUCAUAUGCCAAGCGAACAUGUUUUCUCUUGGA